Messenger RNA from Anas platyrhynchos (mallard), 4308 nucleotides. RefSeq names its product transmembrane serine protease 9 (gene TMPRSS9). Gene Ontology annotation, molecular function: protein binding; serine-type endopeptidase activity. The record is from RefSeq and is a predicted model, not a curated record. Gene Ontology annotation, biological process: proteolysis. Lineage: Eukaryota; Metazoa; Chordata; Aves; Anseriformes; Anatidae.
UGAGGGACUUUUGCACAAGUGCUCCCCUUCAGCGAUUUCCACGUGCAUGGCCCGUGCGUGUUAAUCCACCGCCCCGUGGUUUCACUGUGUGGGGCUGACAACUUGUGGCGACUGAGGCGAAUUCAGCGCUGCCAGCGCGAAUCCCCCAUCACUGAACCACUUCUGAAGCCAGCUCCUGAGGGCGAGGCCCCGGCUCCUCCCCGCGCCUUUAACGGCCCGGCCAGGCCCGGCCCGGCCCGGCCGCCCCCCGCCCCUCCCGGCUGCGCUGGGCGGGAGGCGAGGCCCGGGGCCGGGCGGCGCCGUGACGGGAGGAGAAGCGGAGCAGGGCUGCUCAGAAGGCAUGGACCAAGUAAAGCCAGUGCCAGGCAGAAAGGGACGGAAGGCCAGCUGCUGGAAGUUAACCGUUGUGGCCGCCGUAGUGGGCAGCGUGAUGGCUCUCUACAUGGGGAUCCUGCUGGCCUGUCAUCCCGUGGGAGAGACCAGCUUUGAGCACACAGUGGAGCUGCAAGGAAUCAUAUUCAACAGCAGCUUGCAGAGGGAGAACUCGGACUAUUACAGGGUGCUGACACCUGCUCUUGAGAGGCUGUUUCUGUCCAGUUUCCAGGAUUCCCAGCUGGACUGGAGCUGCACUGGUUGCACCAUCCUGGGCUACAGCAGGAAUGGGAACUCAAGCGUGCUUGUCCGUUUCCGUCUCCGCUUCAGCCCCCAGGAUUCCCAUCCCCUGAGCUCUGCCACGGAGGAGGAAGCUCUCAGACACGGCCUGGCAGCUGCCCUGCACGAGCAGGGUCUCUCCCUGGCUGCCUAUGGGACGAUAUCCUCAGCUUCUCUUACAGGUCCCAGUGAGGUUUCUCCAUACAGACCAGGACUGAAAUCAGGGAGCUGCCCCGGAGACUUGUUCACUUGCCGCAACAAGCAGUGCGUGUCGAAAGAAAACCCAGAAUGUGAUGGCCAAAAGGACUGCUCUGAUGCCUCUGAUGAAAAGGGCUGCGACUGCGGGAGCCGCCCUGCCAUGCAGACUGCCACCAGGAUAGUUGGAGGCUCAGAGGCAUCCAGAGGGGAGUUCCCAUGGCAAGUCAGCCUGCGAGAGAACAACGAACAUUUCUGUGGUGCUGCAAUCCUCACAGAGAAGUGGCUGGUGUCUGCUGCUCACUGCUUUACUGAAUUUCAGGACCCAGCCAUGUGGGCAGCUUACACGGGGACCACCUCCAUUAGUGGUAUGGACAAAGGCACAGUAAAAAUGGGCAUUGCACGGAUCAUCCCGCAUCCCUCCUACAACACAGACACAGCUGACUACGAUGUGGCUGUGCUGGAGCUGAAGAGACCCGUGACCUUUACUAAGUACAUCCAGCCUGUGUGCCUGCCAGAUGCUGGGCAUCACUUCCCCACCAGCAAGAAGUGCCUUAUCUCUGGCUGGGGCUACCUCAAGGAGGAUUUCUUGGUGAAACCCGAGUUCCUGCAGAAAGCAACAGUGGAGCUGCUGGACCAGACGCUGUGCUCCAGCCUCUACAGCCAUGCCCUCACAGACAGGAUGUUGUGUGCUGGCUACCUGGAGGGGAAAAUAGAUUCCUGCCAGGGUGACUCUGGUGGGCCCCUGGUUUGUGAAGAACCAUCUGGCAAGUUCUUCCUGGCAGGAAUUGUGAGCUGGGGAAUUGGAUGUGCUGAAGCCAGACGGCCUGGGGUCUACACACGUGUUACCAAACUGAGAGACUGGAUCUUGGAUGCUAUUUCGCCCUUUCCCAACUCCAUAGAGCGUACUGUCCCACUAAUACACUCCAGUACUAACAGUAACGUGGUCACCACUGAAGAGCUCAACACCACCACCCCCAGAGCAAUCCCCACCACCUCACCAGCCCCAGCUGCCAGCAAGCCAGCACCUGCAGCCAGACCACAAGAGUGUGGAGGACGACCUGGGCUCUCUAAACCCAGCAAGAUCGUGGGAGGAACAGAUGCUUCCAGAGGAGAGAUCCCCUGGCAAGUCAGCCUGAAAGAAGACUCGAUGCAUUUCUGUGGAGCCACCAUAAUUGGGGACCGCUGGCUGCUGUCAGCAGCUCACUGCUUCAAUGAGACAGAUCCAGAAGAGAUUGAAGCCUACAUGGGAACGACAUCACUAAAUGGAACAGAUAAUAACACAGUGAGAGUCAAUGUAACAAGGGUCAUCCAGCAUCCUCUCUUCAACCCUAUCCUUCUGGACUUCGACGUGGCUGUACUUGAGCUGGCAGAACCCCUUGUCUUCAGCAAAUACAUCCAGCCCAUCUGCCUCCCGCUUACGGUGCAGAAGUUUCCUGUUGGCAAGAAAUGCAUCAUUUCUGGGUGGGGAAACCUCCAAGAAGGGAAUUUCACCAAGCCUGAGAGUCUGCAGAAAGCUUCUGUGGGCAUCAUUGACCAGAAGACCUGCAACUUCCUCUACAACUUCUCCCUCACUGACCGAAUGAUCUGUGCUGGCUUCCUGGAAGGGAAGAUAGACUCGUGCCAGGGAGAUUCAGGUGGGCCCUUGGCCUGUGAGGUCACCCCAGGUGUCUUUUAUCUGGCUGGCAUCGUGAGCUGGGGAAUUGGCUGUGCCCAGGCUAAGAAACCUGGCGUGUACUCCAGAAUUACCAAAUUCUACGACUGGAUCCUGGAUACCAUCUCGCAGUAUGCCAGUCCUGGCACAAGCACUCCUUCCAGUUCAGCCAUCACCAGCACUUCUACUGCAGCCAUCCUCACACGCCACGCCAGUACAACAGCUGCAAUAGCCAUCAGCAGAACCACCCUGAGCAUGAAGACCACCACACCCACAAAAGAAACCUCCACUGCUCUGGGAACCACAGAGCCUGCCAAGCCCACCCAAACCCCAGUGGUGCCUUGUACCAGCUUCACCUUCAGGUGUUCCAGCAAUGUCUGUAUUGGAAAGGAAAAUCCUGAAUGUGAUGGAGUUGUUGACUGCAGCAAUGGCUUUGAUGAAAGCAAUUGUGACUGUGGCUUAACUUCUGCUCUGGCCUUCAGCAAGAUCGUGGGUGGGAGCACUGCAGCUCGAGGAGAAUGGCCCUGGCAAGUCAGCCUCUGGCUUCGGCGGAAGGAGCACAAGUGCGGGGCUGUCCUCAUCGCUGACAGGUGGCUGCUCUCUGCAGCUCACUGCUUUGAUAUUUACAGUGACCCCAAAAUGUGGGUGGCCUUUCUAGGAACACCCUUCCUGAAUGGCAUCGAUGGCAAAAUGGAGAAAAUAUUCCGUAUCUACAAGCACCCUUUUUACAACGUCUACAGCCUGGACUACGACGUGGCGCUGCUAGAGCUGAACAUGCCCAUCAAGUUCAGCAGCACCAUCAAACCUAUAUGUCUCCCAGCCAGUUCACACAUCUUCCACGAAGGAGCCAGAUGCUUCAUCACAGGCUGGGGUUCCACGAAGGAAGGAGGUCUAAUGUCAAAGGAUCUGCAAAAAGCAGCAGUGAAUGUGAUUGGAGACCAGGCCUGCAAAAAGUUCUACCCUGUCCAGAUCAGCAGCAGGAUGGUGUGUGCUGGUUUCCCACACGGUACCGUCGACAGUUGUUCGGGUGAUGCUGGCGGUCCUCUGGCAUGUCAAGAACCCUCGGGAAGGUGGUUUCUAGCAGGAAUCACAAGCUGGGGCUACGGCUGUGCCAGGCCGUACUUUCCUGGUGUCUACACUAAAGUCACAGCUGUCCAAGGCUGGAUUGCGCAGAACCUCAAGCUCUGAAGCUGCAUUUUACCACUCAGGGAAGGCAACGAAUGACAGGGGAUGCAUUAACCCUGCACCUACUGUACGUUUUUUGAUACUGCGAAAGGGUAACGGUGACCUGCAGGUAUUAAGCAGAUGAGUCUGUUGUGAACCUCUGCAGUCAUGGCACCAGGGUAUUUGGUAACUGCUUUGCAUAGAGAGGUGCAGUUCUAGACGUUUUUUCUAUAAAUAAAUGAGGCCUGUCCCAUCUUCAGAGCUGGCCAAACAUCCUACGCAUCAAAACCUGGCCUUUCAAGUUGGAGUGGUGCCAGAAACAUCUGCCAGAGAUUCACGUAGUGUGGUCUAGCUCUGUCUGUGCACUGUCCUCCCAAGGGCCAUCCAAGAGAUGAGUAGACUUUGUCCCAGCCCUGAGCUGAAGCCUCAAGACCUCACUGCCUGGAUGGAGUUGUUAUAAUGUGCAAUGGCUUUCAGAAAGGGCAUGCUACCACUUCAAAUCAAUGCUUGGUACUAGUGCCUGUAAGCUCCACGGCUUACCAUUUGAUCACAAGAGAAGCUUAGGAUUAAGACACUUGGACUUCAGACUGCCCAGGCCCUCAUCCACAUUAAAGAAUCAGUACAGGCUUCUCACCCCUGCCACA